AGAUAGGUAAAACAACUUCAUGAUGAAAGAAUCUUCCAAAAAAAAUUUCAACCCCUGAAAAUUUUUAGUUCAAUCCCCUCCAUGGGACUAUACCCUAAGGCCAAUAUCACCAUCUCUCAAUAGCAAAGUCAUAGGAGAAGGCCAAAAUCAUGUGAGGCGGAAUAGGAGCCUGCUAAAGCGAAAAAGGAAGAGCAUAAGUUGCAUUUCAAAAUCGGAAGCAUUAAAUGCCAAAUGCUUAGAUAACAUGCAAGCAAGCAUAACUAUAGUUUAGCAUAUGAUGCCAUAUUCGAUAGGCCUCUCCCGAAGGAAGGAAAAUGAUAUUUGGCUAAGUAAUUGACAUCCAUUAUCACGGACUGCCCAUUCGCAGAGGAGGCGGUAAUGGCGAGGAUGGUGACGAUGGUAUCCUCAUCGCUGCAGCGUUUUCCUGCAAUAAAUCUCACUCCAACCAAUCUAAGGGUUCGAACCGUGCUACCGUCUUACGGGCAAUCCCGUAGGCUUGCCCUCCUCCAUUUGGGAAGCGGUUUCCAUCAGGCAAGAAUGUUUGUAAAAGGAACAUCAGUUAACAUGAGGGUUGAAGGAAAUACGGCUCAAGCAGGUGCCAUGGUUAGCGAAGAAAGCCUCCAGGAAUGGUCCAAAAAGGAUAACCGCAGACUUCUUCAUGUUGUUUAUCGUGUUGGUGAUUUAGAAAAAACCAUCAAAUUUUACACAGAAUGCUUGGGGAUGAAGCUUCUGAGAAAGCGAGACAUACCUGAAGAAAGAUACACAAAUGCAUUUCUAGGAUUUGGUCCAGAGGAAAGUCACUUUGUGGUGGAACUUACUUACAAUUAUGGAGUAGAUUCAUAUAAUUUGGGAACCGGCUUUGGUCACUUCGGUGUUGCUGUUGAGGAUGUCUAUAAAGCAGUUGAUCUUAUUAAAGCCAAAGGAGGAAAAAUUUCCAGGGAACCGGGGCCAGUGAAAGGAGGUAAAUCAGUAAUUGCUUUUGUAGAGGAUCCAGAUGGCUAUAAAUUUGAGUUGAUAGAGAGAGGUCCUACUCCAGAACCAUUGUGUCAAGUAAUGCUCAGAGUAGGAGAUCUUGAUCGUGCGAUUGAAUUUUAUGAAAAGGCCUAUGGGAUGGAGCUGUUACGAAAAAGGGACAAUCCGGAUUACAAGUAUACCAUUGCUAUGAUGGGAUAUGGAUCAGAAGAUAAAAGCACUGUUAUGGAGUUGACUUAUAAUUAUGGAGUGAACGAGUAUGACAAGGGAAAUGCUUAUGCCCAGAUUGCAAUAAGCACAGAUGAUGUUUACAAAACAGCAGAAGCAGUUAAACUAGCGGGUGGAAAAGUGACUCGUGAACCUGGGCCACUUCCUGGUAUCAGUACAAAAAUUACAGCUUGCCUUGAUCCUGAUGGCUGGAAAACGGUGUUCGUAGAUAAUGCCGAUUUCCUUAAAGAGCUUGAGUCGUAAGGCAUGUGGCAAAGAAUUUUGUGAGCAAAUAUAAUGUUAUCUGCAGAAGGUGACAUUCUUGCCACCAGCAAAUCAGGUUUUGUGAAGUGAGUAUAAGCGCCUUGCAUAGCUGUUUUGAGAAUGGGCCGUGUUCGUAAUGCCAGAAUAGUAUGACUGAAUCUUUUGUAAAUUCGUCAAUAUUGUCUCAAUUAGUUCAUUCACUGUGCUUUGAGUAAGUAUUUGUUCUAGAAAAGACUACCCUUUGUUUUCUGUAAUGUAAAUUGUCUAUUUUCUUUUAUCUGUCCAUCUGUGUUUGUAUUCUCAUUGGUUACGGAUAUUUCCAAACAUAUUCAGCAAGAUGAGAAUCUUGUAUCGAGAAAGUUUCAUGCAUAUAUAUUUAAUUUGUUUAUUUAAAUAAAAUUUAACAUUUUAAUUAUUCUUAA
Cryptomeria japonica (Japanese cedar) is the source of this 1865-nucleotide messenger RNA. Its product is annotated as lactoylglutathione lyase GLX1. Gene Ontology annotation, cellular component: cytoplasm. The transcript has 9 exons. Gene Ontology annotation, molecular function: lactoylglutathione lyase activity; metal ion binding. Bases 379 to 1443 code for a protein of 354 amino acids. Lineage: Eukaryota; Viridiplantae; Streptophyta; Pinopsida; Cupressales; Cupressaceae. The record is from RefSeq and is a predicted model, not a curated record.